AUGACUCCUUAUAAAGAACUUGACUCGCGUUUGCAGUCUGUGUUUGAUCUAAUGACAAGAGAUGAUCUCAACGUUAGACAGGAGAGCGCUUCGUUGUAUGGCGUCACUGCUGACGUCAGACGCGAGUUUCUUCAUGAAGAUCACAAGAAAAAAGAACGGCUCCAACCGCCUUAA
Messenger RNA from Eruca vesicaria subsp. sativa (arugula), 174 nucleotides. NCBI's taxonomy places the organism in Eukaryota, Viridiplantae, Streptophyta, Magnoliopsida, Brassicales, Brassicaceae. The record is from the annotation of a GenBank genome assembly.